This is a messenger RNA of Heterobilharzia americana, 2485 nucleotides long. NCBI's taxonomy places the organism in Eukaryota, Metazoa, Platyhelminthes, Trematoda, Strigeidida, Schistosomatidae. The record is from the annotation of a GenBank genome assembly.
CGGGAUUUUAAAUGUUUCAAGGCCUCGACCUUCAGUCCGUUAAGAUUCAUUAGGUAGUUGUAUUCUCCUCUGUUGGCAGCUGAAGUGGUACCAUAAAAGUCAUUAGUAAGAUGGUUCACAAUAUUUCUGCUAUAAGUAACAGAGGAUCGGCAGGUUUUUGGGUUCAAGUUUUAUUUGAUUGCUUGUUAUUUAUUGGUGUGCAUACCUGGCCUUUGAACAACUCAGGGUAAUGUGGAGCAGAACUAAGGUUGCGCAAAUGUGAUCUAGUACAUCCCAAGGGCUACCUGCGAACUUCCAAAGCGCAAUGAGUUACUGACCACCAAAAUCUGCAAACACUCGAAAGCUCGCCCUAAGUUUCCGAAGUUUUAUAAGCCCACUGAUGGUACUUUGUGCGAUUUUCCUAAAGUCUCCGAGGUGUUAACGAAGAGUUUAUUGGCUGAGCAUGUUUCAAACUGACCUGUGCAUUCCAUAAGUAGUCGUUGGCAUCAAUGAAUAUCUUUUGAUGAAAUGAGUUUUAAAAUGAAGAUGUAUCAUUAGUGAGUUGAAAGUUUUUAAGAUGAAUAGUACUCGAGGAUGAUUAUCAUCUCAUAUUUAGCAGACAAUUUUCGAUGUCAAAUCAUUGAGUGGAGUACCGGUUCCGUAAGGAAUUCUUUAAUUCGCUCUAUGAUCAUAGUGGUCAACUGAUGGAACUGGAUUCUGGGAUAAGUGGUGGAAGACCCUUCGGUGAGCCCAUUCAUUUGAAUUUUGAAUAUGCAAAAAGAUAACUGAAGCAAGAUUUGGAUGGUCUAAUAGUCUACCAUCUUCCCACUGAAUGGGGAGAUACGCAACGUUCUGCCCAAUAUUGGGGGUGUCAACCCUGCAUUAUUCUUCACUGGACUCUGUGCUUAGUUUCUGUCCUCUCCUCUGCUCAUUUGUGUUGUCUGCUUUGGUUACUUUUCUGCUUCCACCGUCGUUUGUUCUGGAGUAAGGAGUGUGACAGCUGGAACUGUAGGGCUUUCAUGUACGAUUCUUUUUGAUUCUUUCUCUCUAGGUACAAAACGGAUUGUUUAUGUAGCCUAAAAUAACUGCACAUGUUGUUCGUGAUUUUGCUUACAUGCCUAUCUCUUCAUAAAGCAUAAAAAACACCUCUCACCGUAGCAAAAAUGGAUCGAAACAACGAAAUAGUUGGGUUUCCUAUUUCUUUGUGUAAUGUUCAAGCAGACAUAUUACAAGCCUUUUUUGAAUGCCAAAUCCGAGGACUUCGUCAUAGUUGUAAAUGGCUUACAGAUUUACUCUGGUCUAUCAAUCUUCCCAUCAUAUCGGCUCCAGAUAGUGUUUUUGCCUCAAGUAAUGUUUAUCGGAAUAUUCCACCUGACAAAUUGACCACAUUUCUGCUUGCUCGUAGUUCCUUUGAUACUCAAGAGUAUGAUCAUUGCGCCGAAAUACUGUCGCAUAAUUUUGAGAAAUCUAUCCAUGAUAAUCCAAAGUGUUUUAUUGAAAAAUAUGGUCACGUGUAUUAUUUCUUGUAUAUAUAUGCACGCUAUAUGGCAUGUGAAAAGCGUCGAGCUAAUGAUGGAGUUGAGUCACGAUUUGUGUUAAAACAAGAUGAUGAGGCUAAAUCAUCAUUUAUGUCUGUCGCCAGAUGCAAUAAGGAGCUUUUAUCAUUGAAAUGUGAAAUAGAACCAUAUACAAAUGAAGUCAACUAUAAGAAUGAAAGGAAAACUGAUACGACUGGCAAUUCUUUUCUCCUAUAUGUUCACGCUUUAGUUUGUCUACGAUUGGGAAUGAAAGAAACAGCUGUGACACUACUGGUUCAAGCAAUCAAUUUCAAUCCUUAUUUAUGGCCUGCUUGGUUUGAGUUAGUUGAUCUCAUCGAUAAUAAAGAAAAGAUGAAUGGCCUAAAUCUCCCGUCUGGUGAUGAAUGCUGGAUGAGAUAUUUUUUUGAGGCUAAGGUAUUUUUGAGAUUGCAUGAAGGUGAAAGAGCUUUGGAAAUUCUGCUGAAGCUCUCAGAAAGUGGAUUUAGCAGAAGCUACAAUUUACAGGCAGAAAUCGGUUUAGCAUACGAUGAAUUACGUGCUAUGGAAUUGGCUAGAAAGCAGUUUAAACAGGUAAAAUUACGUCUAUAAUAUAACCAUACUUGUGAGAUAUAUAGAAUUUUUUGCACUAAGCAAUUUCGAUACAGAAUAAACCACUUAUUUCAUAGCAAUAUAGACGUAUUCUGUAUACCGUAAUUUAUAAUUAAGAGCAAUAUUUUUUUUCAUUGUUUGUAAUUUCCCGUCGUUGAUUGGACCGAAUUGAUAGAUCUCCAUUGGCAUAUGGGCUUCUAUGCGGAUUCCAUUGCUAGCCACUGUCCAUCACUACUACUACAGGCAAUAUCGGGGUAUUUGUGCAAGAACCUAAGUGACAAUAGGGAACUAACAAUUUGGUCUAAUCAACGACGUGAAAUUACAAGGAAUAACAUAAAAACUAUGCCCGUUACUCAAGGAGUGACUAUCGGGACUCAGUG